AUGAGGAAAAAGAAUAAUACAAAAAAGAUCGGUCAAAAAACGAACGAACCUAAUAGUAAUAAUACACAUAAUGAAACCACCAAUUAUUUCAACAUAAGCGAAAUAAAAGAAUUAUAUAAUAACAAAAAUAAUGAUAUAUAUGAAAAAAUUUUUGAUAAUAAUAAUAAUGAACAACGUGGACGUAAAAGAAAAAGAAAAAAAGAAAAUAUAGUAUGUGAAAAUAGCAAUAAUUUAUCUUCUAUAUAUAAAAAAAAACAAAUAAAGCAAACAAAUAUAAUAUAUAAUAAUCAAAAUGAUCAUCAUCAUAAUAAAGAAUCUAUUGCACAAUCAGAAGAAUAUCAUUAUUUAUAUAACCCUUCAUUUAUUAAACGAAGUAAAACAAAUAAUGAAGUGAACACAUUAACAAAUAUAAAAAAUAUAAAUAUAAACAAUACUGAUCAAUAUAGUAAGAAUAAUUUUCCAUAUUCUAAUAGAAAAUUUGAUCAGACAUACAAGAAAUCAUCAUCAACAUAUAAUACAAGAGAUAUCAAUAAAAAUAAUAAAAUUAUAAAUGAAAGUAGCAAUAUACAAAAGAAUUGUAAUAUAAACAAAAAUUAUAACAUCAAUCAUUCAUUGAAUAAAUAUGAUUUUAUUAGAUUUGUUUGUUCCCCAAAUAAAAGCAAACAAAAAGUUAAUGAUAUGGAUAGUCCUAAAAAAAGGUUAGAAACAAAAGAAUAUUGUAAACAAACCAGUAUAAUUAAUACAUGCAAUCAUCAAAAUAAUAAAAUUGAUGAUGUUAUAUACAUAACAAAUAAGGAAAACCAAGAUAAUUAUAAAAAUAAUAUCAAUCAAAAUAAAAACAAAACAGAUACAACCACACAAGAUGAAAAUAUAACGAAAGAAUCACAAAAAAUCAAAAAUGAUAGAAAUAUAAAAAUGGAUAAAAAUAUCCAAGCUCAAAAAAAAAAAAUUGAAAACUCUUCAAAUGAUAAUAUACCAUUGAUAGAUCUAAAUGAUGAAGAAUCAAUAAAUAGAUUAAGCAGAAACUUUUUUAUAAAUAACAAGAAAUUUUUUAUAAAUGAUAUUAGUAAGGAUAAACUAUCAAACGAUUCAAUAAAUAAAUAUUAUGAAUAUGGAAAUAUAUCUCCAUACAAAUUGGGAAGUCACUAUAUGGAUGAUUUGUCAUGUCAUAAUAAGGAAGUGCAAAGCAUAUACAAAACAACAACAAAUAAUAAUAAUAAUUAUAAUAAUAUUGAGAAUGGUACUAAUACGUCUAAGCAUCAUAAUAAUGUUAAUUAUAAUAAUAACAAUAAUAUUAAUGACAAUAUUAAAGUGAAUGAUCUUAAUCAUAUAAAAGAUCAUAAUAAUAAUUAUUUCACAUAUGAUCAUACUAGUCAUCAUGGAGAAGAUUAUAUAAACAAUCCAUAUGAUAAAAUUAAAACAAAUAAAAAUUUAAAUACACUAAGAAAUGUAAAUAUUUACGAAUCGAAUGUUCAUGCAUACCCUAAUAACACGUAUAGAGAUAAUAAUAUUGAGAAUGAUUAUAAAAUUCAUAGAGAUAAUAACAUGGAAAAUAAUAAAUAUAACAUAUAUAGUGAUGAUAAUAAAAAUAAUGAUCUACACGAAAAUAUGAAUGAAUAUAUAAAAGAAAACUAUAAAACAACCAAAUCGCUAUAUAGCUAUUUAGAUUUAUCUUAUAAUUGUUCGAACGAAGAAAUAAAAAAGGCAUAUAAAGAAAAAAUUAAGGUGUGUCAUCCAGAUAAAGGUGGAAAUAUUAAAGAAUUUUUACAAUUAAAAUUUUCAUAUGAUAUAUUAAGUGAUAAGAAAAAAAGAAAAAUGUAUGAUAAAUAUGGAAAUAGUAUAUUAGAAUUAUUAAUUAGUGAUAAUAUUUAUGAUUAUAAUAUAUCAUCUGAUGAAAAAAAUGAAGAAGAAAUUAUAGAUGAGGAAUAUAUUAAAAUAUAUGAAUUAUUUGUACAAAAAUAUCAUAAUAUAUCAUAUUUACAUAAUUUGUUAGAUUUAAAAAUUACCAAUUCUCAAUAUAAUCAUUUUCAGAAAUUAAUUUAUCAUUUUUGUAAUAUGGAUACAAAUAUAUUUAAAAAUAUUUUAUAUUUAUAUCCUAUAUAUUCACCUAAUAUAUCUACUUAUAAUAAAAAAAGUAACAACAAAAAAAAUGAAAACCAAAAUAAUACUACAAUAUCGUUUGAAGAACAAACUAGUCAAUUCUCACAAGAAACAUUAUCUGAAAAUUCUUCAAUUAGUCAUGAGACAACAACAAAAGAAUUAAACAUAUUUGAUACCAUUGAAAAAAAAAACUUUGGGAAUUUAUUUUUUGAAAUUAAUAAAGAAUUUGAUCAUUUUUACAAAAAUUAUUUAAUACACAAAAUGAAGUCAACUAACCAAAAAAAUGAAACUCAAGGGAUAAAUGAAAAUGUUCAAAAUAUAUAUGAAUAUAAUAAUAAGGAUAAUAACUCGCAUACAUUAUAUGAUUAUAAUAAUGAAAUGGAAACACCACUAAAUUCUACUCCUAUGAAAGAAAACAUAGAAAAUAAAAAUAAAAAAAACGACCCUUUUUUUAAAGACAUACAAGUAUCUCCAGUUAUCUAUAAAAUUAUUAAUGAAAAAAAUGAUAAACUUAUGGACGACUUUUAUAAAUGGUUUGAAUACUUUUUUGAUCAAUCAGAAAAUGAUCAGCAACAAAAAAUUCAACAAAAUUGGGAAACAAAUAAAAUAGACACUGAUAUAUACACAGAUAAAAAUAACAAUUGUAAUGAGAAUAAUAAUACAUGUUGUGACUACAUACGUAUAGAAGAAAAACAGAAAAAUAUAGCAAAUGAUUGUAUGCAUAAUAAUAAUGUACCAUAUAUAUAUCAACAUGUGAAUAAACCAUAUAUAAAACAAAAUAACAAUUACACUAUAGAUGAAAAACAAAAUAAACAUGUUAAUUUAUAUAAUAUAUAUCAAAAUGAUAAUAAUUUUUAUGAUUUAUGUAAUGAAACACCUCAUCAUAGUAUUAAAAAAAAAAGCAAAUCAAUAAAAACUCCCAUUAUCUAUAAAAACAAUAUGGAAGAAUCUCAAAGAAUUGCUUAUUCUUCUUUUGAAAAAAAAACAUAUCAUUCAUCUUAUAAUUUACAUAAUAAAGAACACAAAUUCAUAAACCAUCCUUAUUAUAGUCCCAUAAAAACAAAUAUAAGAACAAAUAGAUUAUCACCUUAUAUUUAUUCGGAAGAACAAAGUAUAAACAAAACAAACCACAAUCAUAUAUAUAAUUACACAUUAAAUGUUGAGGAAAAAUAUGGAUUUAAUUUAUUUAAAAAAAGUGAUCAUAAAAUAAAAGACUUAACACAUGAUUUUAAUUAUAUUUAUAUAGGAAACAAUAUGAAUAACCAAUCAAAUGAAAACCAAAAUAAAGAAGAGACAAAAAAAAAAAAAAAGAAUUUUUUUUUCUUCUUAUUUAUAAAACAAGAAUGUAUAAACAAUUUUUUAAAAAUUAAAUUACUUAUACAUAAAAUGAAAGAAAAAAAAAACAAUCUGAAAUUAAUUUCCUUGUUUCAAAAUCAAAUAGAUAAAUAUAUGAAAAAUAUGGAAUACAUAUUAUUAUUAACAACAUAUAAAGAAGAAUUGAUACCAUUAAAUGAUUUUUAUCUUCUAGAUAAAAAUAUAUAUACAAAACGUUUUUAUUGUAUACCUAUAUAUAUAAAAAAAAAUAAUCUUCUUAUCAGACCAAAUUUUUUUCAUAUAAAAUGGAUUGUAUAUACACUACAAUCAUUAAUAUUUUGUAAUUUCUUUUUUAAAAAAAUUAAUAAAUAUAUGUGUACAUAUCCAUUCUUUAAUUAUAAAUAUACUCAUUUCAAGAAAUAUAUAAAUCAACAUAAUGAACAAGAAAAUAACGAUGAAAAUGGCAUAACAACGAUUAACACAAAGUUUUAUGACAACUAUAUUUUUUUUCAACAUCAUAUAAUAAAAAAUAAAAUGAAAUAUGUAAAAUAUUUCCCUCAUCAUCUCAUGUUAAACUUUAAAGAUCUACAAUCAACAAAUAUGAAGGAUAACAAAAAUGUCCAUAUACACAUAUCACCCAUCUUUGUUUUAACACCAAACAAAAUAUAUCCAAGUGUAGAUAAUAAAAUGAAUUAA
Molecule: messenger RNA, 4110 nt
Organism: Plasmodium gaboni
Lineage: Eukaryota; Apicomplexa; Aconoidasida; Haemosporida; Plasmodiidae
Product: putative DnaJ protein
Exons: 1
Coding region: 1-4110 (1369 amino acids)
Cellular component (GO): nucleus; cytoplasm
Molecular function (GO): protein folding chaperone; protein-folding chaperone binding
Source: RefSeq, a predicted model, not a curated record